GCAUCAACCAUCACAACAAAAAUCUAGAGAAAAACAAGGAAGUGAACGGUCACGUAACUCUGAACUGUAAUCUCAAUUUUUAGUAUUCAAACGGUCCUUCUAUAAAAUACUUUUAACUUCAGAAUAAUUGUAUUCGACGCAUUAAACUACACACCAAUUCAGGACAAUGAACAACAAAGGUUCUUAUCCCCAGCAAGCUGUGUACCCUCAGCAGAGUAGUGCACCCAUCUACCCACCUGCUAUGCAAGUGUCUCCCCAGGCACCACCUUAUUCAGACGCCCCACCUGCAUAUUCUGAGAUCUAUCAGCCCAGGUAUGUGCACCCAUCUCAGGCUGGCCAGCUACAGCAAAUGUCUCAGUACCCUGGCACUCAGAUGUACAUGCAACUGCCCCAGUCCAUGGCUGUUGGACCAAUGGGCCACAAUGUCCCCAUGGCGUACUACCCCAUGGGAGCCAUGUAUCCCCCUGGCUCCACUGUGCUAGUGGAUGGAGGAUAUGAUGCUGGUGCUCGCUUUGGUCAAAGCAACAGUGCUUCCAUCCCACCCCCACCUCCCGGCCACAUGCCUAAUGCAGCUCAGCUGGCCGCCAUGCAGGGUGCCAACGUCAUGAUGACACAGCGCAAGAACAACUUCUUUGUGGGUGGCUCCAAUGGCGGGUACACCAUCUGGUAACAGCCAGCAUUUUCCGCAACCUCUCCCCUUACUUCUCUCCCUCAUUCAAAAUGAUGACGCCCUCUCCUGUCCCAUCCGCCAACCCCUUUCGGGGAUACUGAUAUCACCUAACGGAAUGUAAUAUUUUAGAGCCCUGAUAAAAGGUACAGUACUCCACUUCGUAAGCAAAAUGGUCCUAAUUACUGGUUCAUAAUUUGGGCUGCUGAACUUGUUCCCUGACCUUACAAGGAUAGUGCUGCUGUCUUAGGUCAAAACACAUUUCACAUGUUAUAUUUUCUUUAAUGCAUGACAUCAAUCUACUCUCUUAGCACUGUCCCCAUUUUGUACUUGAUAACUAAUGUUCAUGUUUAUAAACACUCGUUGGACUUGGCCUAAUGUCUUCCUUACAAAGAGUGCUACUGAUCCAAGUAGAGCAUCAUAUAUACUUUAGUUUUCGCUGUUGCAUGGCAUGUUGAAUAGACCCAGUUGGCCUAAUCAAAUCGGAUCAAAUAGACGCUUGCUGUAGUAUAGUAGAAUACUGGUAUGUUAAACAACAAGAACCCAAACAAGAAUGGAUCACAAAAUGAUUACCAGAUAACAUGCCAUGGUGGUUUACUGUACCUUCUUGGGCAACCGUAGAUGAACAUAAUCGGCGUCCCAAAGAGCACCGUCACUUAAAUAAAAGCAAAUUAACUUAAAAUACGUAGAAUGAAGUUGAGAUUUGGAUCAUCGAAAGAGUUGGUUGGCUUUACAUUUUUGCAGUUAUUGGUUUUAAUUUUUGCCGUUUUAGUUUUUUUCCCUCUAAAUCAGAUACCCAGACUUGUACAUCAUCCCAGUGUUUGGUUUCCUUAAGUAAAAAAAAAAAAUGGCACCCACCUGUUCUUAAACACUUAAAAGCACUGUCAUGUAAACGAGAAUCAUCUAAGAUCAGGGGGUUAUUAAGAGUUAAACACUUUACUUUAAUCCUUCAUUAUAUAUAAGGACUGUGAGGGUUCAAUUACAAUGUAACCGGUUUGUUUACUUUAAAUAUUUAUCACUUUCGGGCACAUCUUAGUGAUUUGUUUGAAUUAUUAGUUAAUGUUAGUAUAACCAAUUAGCUGGUUGUACCAAAGAAAUGGUCUAGACUGCACUAGUAAAUGUUUGGUUGUGACUUAUAAUUAUAGUAAUUGAAAUAUGGCACAUUUUGAAAAGCAAACAUCAGAUUUAAGGAUGCAGUGAUUAUUUUGAUGGUACUUAAGACCUUCGAGCUGGCAUUGCUGUUGUAUUUUUUAAUGGGGUGCUUAAAUGUUUAAUGUAAAUGUGACUAGGUGGUUCUGCAUGCUUUUUUGCACUUUUGCUCUGUACAAUUUUGAUUUUUGUAAAGAUGUUUCAUUGCUAAUUUUUAUAGAAAUACCACAAGCAUUAAUUUAUGUGCACUGCUGGAAAUAGAUUUUGCUACUUGUUUUUAGUACAAAUGCUAAUAACCUGCAAAUACAGUGCUAUGCAUGUUACUCUUUCCUGUCCAACUUUUUUAGAAUUCAUUUAAAUGUACUUUCACUCCAAAAUGGGGGUGUUCCUAAAUGUUUUAGGACUGCAGAAAAUCACUUGCUUAUUGUUCCCAAUUAGUUUAAUAUAGUGUUAAGCCACAUUAUUUCUGAAAACUUUCUUAUAAAUAAAAAAUAUGCAUUGCAUCAGUGGAGCUUACAACUGUUGACACAGUUUAUUUUCCAAUACACUUGUGCUGCUAAUUAAACUACUGUAUAAACUUUAAUAAAUAUCUAACACUA
Molecule: messenger RNA, 2415 nt
Organism: Oncorhynchus keta (chum salmon)
Lineage: Eukaryota; Metazoa; Chordata; Actinopteri; Salmoniformes; Salmonidae
Product: DAZ-associated protein 2-like
Exons: 4
Coding region: 167-670 (167 amino acids)
Source: RefSeq, a predicted model, not a curated record